ACCUACUCUAGGUGUGAUCUGACUCAGCAAGCUAAUAGAGAUAAAGGUGGGAGGUGCCCUUGCUUAUUUGGAGAGACAUUGGAGCUUUUGAAACACUGGAGAUAGUUUUGGAUGUAGGAAUUUUACAAAGCAGAGAUGUGUCUCAGCGGCGACUGACUAGGCGAUGGCUCCAAGGCCUGAACUAGCAGGAACAGACGCAAGUAAAGGCCAAGAAAAUCAAGUCAUGUCUGACAGAGCGAUGAACAAUUCCAAAGGUGAAGCGGUUCCUGUAGGAAACCAGCUGGAACUUUUGCCUGCAUACUCCACCAUUGCCUUGGCAGCAGAACCAGAGCCAGAAUUUGACCCAUGGAGUUUGCCAGAGCUCCAGAACACAGGAGUAAAGUGGUCAGAGCUGGAUUUGAAAGGCAAAAUACUUCGUGUGACAAAAGGCUUUGGAAAGUUUAUCCUCUUGCUUCUCCUGCUCUACUUUUUUGUCUGUGCCUUGGAUGUGCUCAGCUCAGGCUUCCAGUUAGUAGGAGGCAAAGCAGCAGGGGACAUCUUCAAAGAAGGCUCCGUGUUAUCAAAUCCUCUUGCAGGUGUAGUGAUUGGCAUCCUGGUGACAGUCAUGGUGCAGAGCUCAAGCACGUCUUCAUCCAUCAUCGUCAGCAUGGUGUCCUCUUCAAUACUCAGUGUUAAGCAUGGAAUUCCGAUCAUGAUGGGAGCCAAUAUUGGUACUUCCGUCACAAACACCGUUGUGGCGCUCAUGCAAGCUGGAGACAGGAACCAGUUUAGAAGGGCCUUCGCAGGAGCAACAAUCCACGAUUUCUUUAACUGGCUGUCAGUGGCUGUCCUGUUGCCUAUUGAAGUUGCCACGCACUAUCUUUAUCACCUCACCAAUGUCAUUAUGAACUCAUUUCAGCUUGAAAGUGGGGAAGAUGCCCCUCAGCUGCUGAAAGUCAUCACUGACCCACUUACAAAACUUAUAAUCCAGCUUGAUAAAUCAGUGAUAAGUGCAAUUGCUACAGGCGAUGAGGAAGCAAAAAACAAAAGCCUAGUGCUAAUUUGGUGCGAAACCAAGACCGAAGUGGAUCCAAUGAAUGUUACUAUCCCACCGUGGGAAAAUUGCACCUCUCCAGACCUUUGUUGGAAAGAUGGAAACUUGACCUGGACGAUACGAAAUAUAUCCACCACAGAAUAUAUUAAAAAAUGUAAUCACAUUUUUGUAGACUCAGGACUCUCAGAAACUGCUGUCGGCCUCAUCCUCCUUGCCAUUUCACUGCUCUGCCUGUGUGUUUGUCUGAUACUCAUAGUUAAAUUACUGAAUUCCGUACUGCAAGGACAAGUAGCAAAUAUUAUCAAGAAGACAUUCAACACGGAUUUUCCUUAUCCAUUUGCUUGGCUGACAGGAUACAUGGCCAUGUUAGUUGGUGCUUUCAUGACUUUUGUUGUUCAGAGCAGUUCGGUGUUCACAUCUGCUAUUACUCCACUUGUUGGAAUUGGUGUUAUAAGCAUCGAACGAGCUUAUCCCCUAACUUUGGGGUCCAACAUUGGUACAACCACAACAGCGAUUCUUGCUGCUAUGGCCAGUCCGGGGAACAAAUUAAAGGCUUCCUUACAGAUUGCUCUCUGCCACUUCUUUUUCAAUGUUUCUGGGAUUCUCCUGUGGUAUCCGAUCCCUUACACACGCAUCCCAAUCCACAUGUCCAAGGUUUUGGGGAACAUAACAGCCAAGUACAGGUGGUUUGCUAUUUUUUACCUUUUCAUCGCCUUCCUUGUGAUUCCUGUCGGUGUCUUUGGUCUGUCGGUGGCCGGCUGGGAGUACCUCGUGGGUGUUGGUGUUCCUAUCCUGGUUGUCUUUUUCGCUGUGAUCAUCAUCAACGUUCUUCAAAAGAAGCGGCCCGAGAAGCUUCCCGAGAAGCUGAGAAAUUGGGACUACCUUCCCUUGUGGAUGCGGUCCUUGGACCCGUGGGAUGAUGUUGUGGUGUCAACAGGCGCUACCUGUGAAAAAUACUGUUGCAAAUGUUGCAAACGCCGGGGAGGUGAACAAAUGGCAAGCGUGGCGCCGGGGAAAGCUAUGGAAGUUCACGAAAACCCAGUUUCGCUGGCCGAUGAGAAAAACGCCUUUUCAAAGACACCACAGGCAACUGAAAUGAAGCAGCCAGACUUGUCCACCACCCCUUUGUAGCAGAAGACAGGACUUAAAGAGCUGAGGGCUCGAGGACAAAAAUAGUGGAGGGCAAAAUGUAAAGGGAGAGGACAGAAGCGGAGGGGGAAAUGUAUGCCAUCUUCUUGCAUUUGGUGAAAAGUGUGUAUUGCUCUGGUGGUAGCAAACCACUUGGGCAAGCAGGUGGGAACUCAAGUCCAAACUAUCAGACGCACACACUUAAGGACACAUGCAGCCCCGGGGACUUGUGCACGAACUUUCCUCUAGUCUGCUGAGCCAGGAAGCGGGCAGCAGUACAGUGCUGGAGUGAAGGUCUGACUCUGUGCCAUAGCCAGGCCUUUGGGCCUUCCUGCUCCUGGCCAGUACUGCUACAGACCCAAACUGCAUCUGCCACCUGUGGUUGCUCAGCUUCUCAUCAGUGGACCCAAAAUCAGGUACACAGGGCUUAAGGCAACAUUGGUACAGAAGGGAUCUAGUCUGUGAUUAGUAGCGUUGCAUUAAGAACUUUGAGAUAGUACCACCUCCCUUCUGGCGAUUUCGAAAGCUAAGGCACAGGGCAUCGCAAGAAAAUUUUAAAGGUACCAAACUUUUUUUU
This is a messenger RNA of Lacerta agilis (Sand lizard), 2738 nucleotides long. RefSeq names its product solute carrier family 34 member 2 (gene SLC34A2). Gene Ontology annotation, molecular function: sodium:phosphate symporter activity. Gene Ontology annotation, cellular component: brush border; vesicle; apical plasma membrane. Lineage: Eukaryota; Metazoa; Chordata; Lepidosauria; Squamata; Lacertidae. The transcript is spliced from 13 exons. The record is from RefSeq and is a predicted model, not a curated record. The coding region runs from base 164 to 2164 and encodes 666 amino acids. Gene Ontology annotation, biological process: intracellular phosphate ion homeostasis; sodium-dependent phosphate transport.